AUGGAAAAAGUAAAAAUUAGCAUUUUAGUGAAGAUUGUGCUCGAUUUAGCUUAUAUUUUGAUUAUCCUUACUUCUUUUUUUGUGACUAUUUUUAGUUACGAUGAAAGAUUAUCAAUUUAUCUCUCAAAAGUGUCAGAUACUCAUCUUGAAGAGACAAAAAUCCUAUUUCCUAAUUAUAUGAAUCAAAUGUGUAUAGAUAAUGAAGCUACUUUUUGUGAUUAUUUAAAAUAUUGGCAAGCUGCAGGGAUCUAUUAUUUAGUGUUUUCAUCCCUCUCUCUCGUUUUUUGCAUGUAUGUACUCUUAAGAUGCUCACUUAGAUAUGCUGAUAAAGAUGCUUUAUUUAGUGUGAAAUAUGAUUUGGAUUGGUAUAUUUACCCGACUUUAGGCUUUUUCGCUGUUUUUCUUUAUAUAAUUAUUAGCGGGAUAUUUACAACUGAAUUUUCUUACGAGUAUGAGGGUCUAACUGAUGAAAAAGUGACAAUUGAAGCUGGGCUUAUUCUAAUGAUUGCAGCUUUCUUGAUUAGCUUUAUAAGUGCGAUUUAUUUUCUUGUUGAAAGAAAAAAAUUUGAGCAAAAAUCAGAUCUUGAGAAGCCGUUUUUAAAGAAUUAUCAUAUUUAA
This is a messenger RNA of Blepharisma stoltei, 618 nucleotides long. The record is from the annotation of a GenBank genome assembly. Lineage: Eukaryota; Ciliophora; Heterotrichea; Heterotrichida; Blepharismidae.